CUGUAUCUCAGCCUGAAGACCUCCGAGACCAGAAUCCAGACUCGGUCCAGGAGAACACGGUCCACCAGUCACAGCGGAGACCUGCAGGACGAUGGCGAACCAGAACCCGGACCACAGGAGCCAAACAGCAGCCUCGUGCUCUGAUAGCACCGAUGUUCAGAAACGAAGAAGAAGAGAGGCACUCAAACGUCUCUGCUGUCAGCACUGUGGCAAAUCCUUCUCAACAUCUGGAUCUUUAAAGAUACAUCGGAUGCUUCACACUGGAGAGAAAGCGUACUGGUGUGACCAAUGUGGUAAAACGUUCACUACAUCAAAUCAACUAAAAAUACAUCAACGUGUUCACACUGGAGAGAAACCGUACAGCUGUGACCAAUGUGGGAAGGCGUUCACUACAUCAGGUAACCUAAAAAUCCACCUACGUGUUCACACUGGAGAGAAACCGUACAGCUGUGACCGGUGUAGGAAAGCUUUCACUCGAUCAUGUCACCUAAAAACACACCAUCUUGUUCACACUGGAGAGAAACUGUACAGCUGUGACCAAUGUGGGAAGGCGUUCACUACAUCAGGUGACCUAAAAAUCCACGAACGUCUUCACACUGGAGAGAAACCGUACAGCUGUGACCAGUGUGGGAAAGCUUUCACUCAGUCAGGUAACUUAAAAAUCCACCAACGCGUUCACACUGGAGAGAAACUGUACAGCUGUGACCAGUGUGGGAAAGCUUUCACUCAAUCAGGUCACCUAAAAAAACACCAACUUGUUCACACUGGAGAGAAACCAUUCAGCUGUGACCAAUGUGGGAAGGCGUUCAUUACAUUAGGUGAACUAAAAAUCCACCUACGUGUUCACACUGGAGAGAAACCGUACAGCUGUGACCAGUGUGGGAAAACUUUCACUCAAGCAGGUAACCUAGAAUCUCACAGACGUGUUCACACUGGAGAGAAACCGUACAGCUGUGACCAAUGUGGGAAAGCUUUCACUUCAUCCAGUCACCUACAAAGGCACCGACGUAUUCACACUGGAGAGAAACCGUACAGCUGUGACCAGUGUAGGAAAACUUUCACUACAUCAAAUCAACUACAAAUACAUCUACGUGUUCACACUGGAGAGAAACCGUACAGCUGUGACCAGUGUGGGAAGGCGUUCACUACAUCAGGUGAUCUAAAAAUCCACCUACGUGUUCACACUGGAGAGAAACCGUACUGGUGUGAACAAUGUGGGAAAAUGUUUGCUCAGAGCAGUAGCCUUAAAGGCCACCAACGCACUCAUGAUGCUUCGUUUUGAACAUAUUUCAGAGCCAAGUGAGGUGUUUCCUCCUGCCUUCUUGAUUCCUGAUUAGGAAUGCGGUUAUUACCGGAUUUCACUACUAACCGCGCUUUAAAACGUCAGGACUAAUUUGUAAAGGCUACAUCAAGUGUUUCUCUUGUGGGGAACAAAACUGUUGCGUGCUUAUCAGAGACAUGGAAGCUACUACUGUACACUGGUUAACUCUGGCAUAGGGACCAAACUGUGAAGCUUUAUUUCCACCAAAGAAACAUCAGUUUUGGGGUUAAACGGUUGC
Molecule: messenger RNA, 1559 nt
Organism: Micropterus dolomieu (smallmouth bass)
Lineage: Eukaryota; Metazoa; Chordata; Actinopteri; Centrarchiformes; Centrarchidae
Product: zinc finger protein 431-like
Exons: 2
Coding region: 92-1282 (396 amino acids)
Biological process (GO): regulation of transcription by RNA polymerase II
Molecular function (GO): RNA polymerase II cis-regulatory region sequence-specific DNA binding; DNA-binding transcription factor activity
Source: RefSeq, a predicted model, not a curated record